Rhopalosiphum maidis (corn leaf aphid) is the source of this 1161-nucleotide messenger RNA. Its product is annotated as protein RER1. The transcript is spliced from 7 exons. Bases 370 to 993 code for a protein of 207 amino acids. NCBI's taxonomy places the organism in Eukaryota, Metazoa, Arthropoda, Insecta, Hemiptera, Aphididae. The record is from RefSeq and is a predicted model, not a curated record. Gene Ontology annotation, biological process: protein retention in ER lumen; retrograde vesicle-mediated transport, Golgi to endoplasmic reticulum. Gene Ontology annotation, cellular component: Golgi membrane.
AUACGAAUUUUACUUUCUUCAUUCUUGCCGACUGGCGACUGCCACCGCUCGUAGCAAUCUCAUAAAUUGGUUCUUAAUUAGUAAUUACAAUACCGUUUUAAUUAUAAAUAUAUAUACAUGAUAUAACGUUGUCCUGAGUAAUUAUAUAUUUAAUUGUGAACACUGGGACAUUGGUUAACCGCUCCUUGUCAGGCAUGUGGAAUUAAUUAUUGGAGGCAUUUGUUGAUUUGUGUAUUCCAAUUAUCAGCACCGGGAUGAUGGUUUACCAAACGAAAACUGGAGUUCUAUGUUCGCAUUAAAUAAACGCGAGGUUAUAACCAUUAAACAAUAAAUAUAAAUUAUAAAUUUGAAGUAAACUUCUAGUCUAAAAUGCAAGACUUUACAAGUGAUUCUAAUACCCAGCAAAGCACAGUUUCAUUGGCUUUUCUUCGUUUAUCUCAGAAACUUCAAAAAUUUCUUGAUGACAUCACACCAUUUCGAACAGCCAGAUGGAUAGGAGCACUUGUAUUUAUUCUUUUAUUUAUGAUAAGAAUAAUAAUGCUACAGGGAUGGUACAUAAUAACGUACGCAUUAGGUAUAUACCAUUUAAAUUUAUUCAUUGCAUUCCUUACACCAAAAAUAGAUCCAGCUAUGGAUGAGUUUGAAGAUGAUUCUGGUCCAUCGUUGCCAACACGAGCAAAUGAAGAAUUCAGGCCAUUUAUUCGCCGAUUACCUGAAUUUAAAUUUUGGUACUCGGUAAUAAAAUCUACAUUAUUGUCAAUAUUUUUGACAUUUUUCCAAUUCUUUGACGUUCCUGUAUUUUGGCCUAUUCUUGUCUUAUACUUUAUUGUUCUAUUUUGUAUAACAAUGAAACGCCAAAUAAUGCAUAUGAUCAGAUACAGAUAUUUACCAUUCACUCACAGUAAGCCCAAAUAUCAAGGUCAUGAUGAGAGUGGAAAGCUAUCUCUAAUUCCAGAAAAAUUGGUACCAGUUGUCACUCAAAAUGUAACAUGAUCAGAUAUUUUAUGUCUGUCUAAUUAAUUUUGUUUUUAUUGUACACAGAUAUUAUAUUAUAAUAAUUAACUUAAAGGUAAAACUAAAAUGUUAAUAUUAUAUUCAGUUACUUGAACCCAAAUAAUAGAUAAUUGGGCUAUUAAUUUUUUUUUGUUAUAAUAUUUAGUA